This is a messenger RNA of Racocetra fulgida, 750 nucleotides long. Lineage: Eukaryota; Fungi; Glomeromycota; Glomeromycetes; Diversisporales; Gigasporaceae. The record is from the annotation of a GenBank genome assembly.
AUGGAUGAAAUCAAAGGUUGGGAAUUUAAAAAUAAAAAAUUAGAAAUUGAAGCAAUCACCCAUAAAUCGUUUGCCAUCGAACAACCUGAAAAUGGUCCCCAUAAUGAAAGACUUGAAUGGAUAGGCGACUCCAUAAUCUCUACGGUAGUUGCUGAUUAUCUCUUUUUUCGUUUUCAAGAUUAUAAAGAAGGCGCUCUUACAACUUUGAGGGCAAACAUUGUUUGUAAGGAAGCCUUAGCUGGAUUUGCUCGUAAAUUAGGUUUAGAUAAUGAACUUAGGUUGGGAAAAGGUGCAUUAGCAGCGGGUGAUAGAAAUAAUGAAAGAAUUUUAGAAGAUACUUUUGAAGCAUAUAUUGGUGCUAUUUAUUUGGAUUGCGGAAGAAAUUUAAAUGGUGUUAUGGAAUUUAUGGAACCAAUUAUUAAACCAUUUGUGGACGAUUUGCUUGCAAACUCUGAAAACGGUCAUAAUUCAUCUCCUCCUAAAAACGUAGGAAUUGUAUAUGGUCCUAUGAAUAAACCAAUAGAAUCUGAUUCGUUGGAAAAUCCGAUAGGAAAAUUACAACAUUGGGCUCAAGCUAGAGGGUUUAAAAUACCUGAAUAUAAGCACAUUGAAAAACAAUUUGAAAAUAAACCAGGCUUCGAAUGUGAAGUCAUUAUUGAGGGUAAAAGUUAUGGUGUUGGCUUGAGUAGUAAUAAGAAAGAUGCAAAGAAAAAAGCGGCGAUUAAUGCUCUAGGAGCACUUUCCGAAUAA